AUGGAAAUAGGAUAAGCAUUAACAUAUAAUAAUAGUAUUAAAAUAUUAGACUUAUCAGGUUGUAAUUUAAGUAGCUUUUUAUUAAGCUAUAUACUUAAAAGACUAAUAAAUAAUAAAACAAUUUAAGAAUUAAAUAUUUCAAAUAAUUAUAAUAUAAAUUAAGAAGUAAUUGAAGAUUUAAUUUAAUUUUUGGAUUAUUCAAAGUAAUAAAAAAAUUGUCUUAAAAUUCUCAAUUUAGCUCAUUGCAAUAUUUAAAUAAUGUAAUAGGCCUUUGUUUUAGCAGCAUUAUAAAAUGCUUAAUAUCUUACCCAUUUAAAUAUGUCUUUUAUGAAAUUUGAAGCUUUUUCUUUAAUGUGUUUAGCUAAUGGACUUAAAAAUAAUAAAAGCUUACAAGAAAUUAACAUUUCAUAUAAUUAAAUAAAAGAAAGCGGUUUAAAAGUUUUCAUUUAAGCUUUUGGAAGUUUCUUUUGGGGAGUUUCUAAUAUAAAAAGUAUUAACUUUGCAGGAAACAAAAUGAAUAAUACAAAAUUAAUAGGGCAGCUUUUAAGGAUAUUUAAUAAAUGUAAAAGUGUUAAUUUAUCAUAUAAUAAUCUUAAUAGAAUAGAUGAUUUUUAUAAUCCUCAAAUAAACAAAAGCUUAGAAACAUUAAUUCUUUAAGGAAAUUUUAUAAAAAUGAUUCCAACAAUAAAUAUGUUCGAAAACUUAACUUAAUUAGAUUUAAGUAAUAAUAAAAUAGGUUUUAAAGGGGCAAAUACAAUAGCCUAAUAUUUAAAAACAAAUCCAAAAUGGAUAUCAUUAAAUCUAGAUGUCAACUUUAUUAAAUCAGAAGGUUUCAAUGUAAUUAUUCAUGCAUUAAGAGAUAAUAAAACAUUAUAAAAACUAUCAAUAGCAUAUAAUAAUUUAGAUGGUGAAAGUAUUAUAUGUAUGAUAGUUAAUCAUGAUGCAUUAUCAAUAUAAUAUUUAGAUAUUACAGGAAAUGCAAUUCAUUAUAGUAUAGUUUUUGUUCUUUUAAAAUUAAUGAAUAAUUGCAAAUUAAGAGUAAUCAAAUUUUGUAAUUUAGUAAAUGAUAUAAAAGGUGAAGGAUAGCAUGAAUCUAAAUUUACAAUUAAUAGUGAGUUUUUAUAAGAAUUAGAUUUUUCAGGAAAUUAGCUUAUUUCCUGUGCAGUUGUUUAUUCUUUAUAAGCAAGAUUUAAUAAAUUAGAAAUAUUGAACUUAAAAGGAUGUUCUCCUUUUCAUGAUUAAGAUUUAGUUAAUUUGGGAAAUUUUGUAAAAAGAAAUGAUUAUUUAAGGCAAUUGAAUUUAAGGGAAUUAAAAAUUGGAAAAUUAAGUUUAAAAUCUAUUGAAAGUUUUGUUUCAGUUUUAAAAUAAAACUUUUCAUUAUAAAAUAUAAAUUUAUCUAAAAAUAAACUUGCAAUCGAUGAUGAAAAAUUAGCUUAAAUUCUCAUUAAUUUAGGUGAAUGUUCAAAUUUAGAAACUCUGGAUUUAAGUUAAAAUGGUAUAACCUAAAAGCAUUCAAAAUAUUUACAAUAGAUGUUAAUAAGUAGUAAGAACCUGAAGACUUUAAGCUUAUCUAACAAUUUUAUUUCUUUAGAAAAUUUAUUAUGUUUAAAAUUUGAGGAUUAAUGGUAAUUGUACUUAAAAAAGAAAAACGAAGAAAAAGACAUUUCAAAAAAUAAGAAAAAACUACUAAAAAAGCAAUUCUAUGAUAAUGCAAAUGAAUUAUUGAAAUUAAAAAUUCGUUUCUUAAAUUUAGAUAAUUUAUGUUUAAAAUCUGACGAUCUUCGUGUUCUAGGUUAUUCUUUAAAUGAAAAUGAAAUAAUACAGGAAGUUAAUAUGUAAAAUAAUAAACAUUUCAACAUUGUAAAUUCGGAAUUUUACAAAUAAUAAAGCGAAGGAUUUGAAUGUAUAAAAUAUUCAUUUUAAUUUUUUAGAAAAUAAAAUUUUCAUUCAUCUAUUUCACAUAAUAAAUAAUAUUUAUAAUAAUUAAUAAUAAAAAACUGUCUUUUUAGUUAAUAAUCAAUUCUUAACUUUUACUCUGCACUUGAAAACUUAUAAAAGUCUAACAAUUUAAAAGUACUUGAUAUUGAUAGUUUGUUAACAUUGUAAGAACUUCUGCCUGAAUUGCUUGCUAUUAUUGGAAAAAUAAGCACUAUUUAAAUCCUCAAAUUGAAAAAUUUACUUAUUACUGAUAAGUUUUGUCAAAAUUUAAUGGUUUUUUUAUAAAGCUCUUAAAAUUUAAAGCUUUUGGACAUUUCUAAUAAUUAGUUUAAAUAGAAUCAAUUCGAGUUUAUUAUAUAAGGAAUAGGAAAUAAUUAAAGUGUAAAUAAUUAUAUAAUGCAAAAUAUUAAAAUCCCUUAGAAUUGCUUUUAAAAUUUGUUUAUCUGUCUUUAAUAAAAUUAAAGAAUUAAACUUUUAGAUUUUUCAAAUAAUUUUUUAGACUAAGAACAGCUUCUUUGUUUGGCUUAAAUGGUUAAAUAAUCUUAAAAAACAAAAUUUCUAAUUUUAUAAAUGCAAAAAAUGGUAAAUGAUAGUGAUUUUUCAAAUACUUUAUAAAAAAGAAGUGAAAUUAAUAAAGAUAUUACAGAAUAACAAUAAGAAAUAAAUAUAAGAUUUUAAAAUAAAACAAGAUUUUAUAUUUAAUUAUAGGCUUUUUAAUAAUUUAUUCAAAUUAUUUUUUAAAGUCAUUCUUUAAGACAUUUAGAUUUAUCUAAUUGUGGGUUAACUUCUUUCCAUCUGAAAAUUAUUGUCGAUGAAUUAACAACUAAAUAAACUUUAAUAAAGUCUUUUAAUAUACCAAAUAAUAAAAUAGAUAAAUAGUGUGCUAUAUAUAUUAAACAAUUAUUGGUUUAAAGUAAAUAUAUUAAAGAAUUAAAUAUCAAAAAUUGCGAAAUUAAAAUUGAUGCUUAUUAGGAAAUAUGUUAAGCUCAGAAAGAUAUAUUAAACAAUUUAUAAUUUUUAUUUUUAAAUAAGAAUAAUAUAUCAAAAAUCGGGAAUCAAUAAUUAAAAAAGGUUUAUGAAAACAAUCACUAAAUAUUUAUAAUAAAUGAAUGGAAUUAAGUAGAUAAUAUAUUAGCUAAUUACAUAAUAUAAUCAUAUGUAAAUGUAUUUGAAAAAUAUUCAUUCCUUCAAAAUCUUGUGCCAAGAUAUUUAAGGAAAAUUUCAAUUAUAAAAUCUUAUUUGGAUGAUGAUUUUUGUAUUAGUUUUGCAAAAAAACUUUAUAAUUUUAAAUUUUUAUAAGAAAUUGAUCUCUCUGAAAAUCCAUAUAUAUCAUCAAUUGGCAAAAUUUUCCUUUUUAUGCACUUAUUUGAUAUUAGAUGUGAUAAUUAAACAUUAAAAAGUCUAUAAAUAAUAAAUACUGAUAAUAAUUCAUAUGAAUAAAUUAAUAUUGUAGAUGAAGGAAUUAUACAAUAUUUUUCAAGGAAAUCAAGUGAUAAUUUUCAAAUUAAAAGCAUAUUUUAAAAUAUAUUUACAAAAAUAUUAAGCUAAAAUAAUAUAAUUUCUUCUAAAUAUUAAAUGAAUUGUACCUUUAAUAAAAAUGCAGAAAAAGGAACAUUUUCUUAUGUAUAUAUUUACUUUUUAAUCAUUCAUUUUGUUUAAAAUUUUUAAACCCAUAUACCUUUUUAUUAUAUUUUUAUUUCAGAACAUUAAUCUGAGCUUUAAUUUGAUGUAGUAUUUUAUUCUGUUUUAGUAAUAAACUUUUUAUUAUGCAUUUUUGAAUUAGUUUUUGUUUGUAAAAAAAUAUAAAAGUUAAAGGAAAAAUUAAAUAAAAUAAAAAAUUAAAAAAAAAAAUUUAAAAAAUAUAAAAAAAGGCCUAGAAAGGAGAAACAGUGUUUUAUUAUUUUAAGGUGA
Ichthyophthirius multifiliis is the source of this 3849-nucleotide messenger RNA. Its product is annotated as leucine rich repeat protein. Gene Ontology annotation, molecular function: protein binding. Lineage: Eukaryota; Ciliophora; Oligohymenophorea; Hymenostomatida. The transcript is spliced from 5 exons. The record is from RefSeq and is a predicted model, not a curated record.